ACCGGGUAUGCUGAACGAGAAUUCGCCGACCAGACGGCGGCGAGCCGAUGCGUAAUAGAAGUGGCAUCGUUAAGAACUCGGCGGAGAUUAUCGCCAAGACCAGCUUCGGCAUCAGCGAAGAGAAGGGGAAUCGAUUGUUCAAGAAGCAGCAGAUGCUGUUCCGGCGAGAUCCUGUGCUCCAAGAAGUCCUACCAAGCGUGGAGGUUGGGGAAGCACAUCGAUAGGCUUCUCCAUGACAUCGUCUGUUCCCGACGGGAACAGGGUGAUUCUGAGGCGGAGCAGCAGCAUGACCUCCUCAGACAGCUCCUCGAGGCCGAGAAUCGAGACGGGAGAAGGAGGAAGUUUGCUGCGAGGGGCUUCAUGGACGAGUAUAAGACUUUCUUCUUCACCGGCCACGAGACCACCGCGCUGGCCCUCUGUUGGCCCUUAAUCUUCCUGGCCCUGCACCCGAAGUGGCAGAGCAUUCUCCGGGAAGAAGUCGAGCUAGUUUCCGUCGGCCGGCCUUUUGACUCCGACGUGCUCUCCAGGUUAACAAAGGCAAAUAAGAAGAAUUGAUGGUGCAAGUAAUUGCAGAUGGGGAAGGUAUGGAACAAGGUGCUCCGGCUGUACUCGCCGGCACCGAACGUGCAACGGCAGGCAAGGGAGGAGGUCCGCGUCGGGGAUUUGGUGGUCCCCUAGGGGACUAACAUGCGGACGUGGUGGGCAUGCGCCACGACCCGGAGCGAUGUUGUGAGCGAGUUCAGGCCGGAGAGGUUCGAGGAGUACCGUGUCCACGGUGGGUGCCAGCAUUGGAUGGGUAGGGAGGACCUGCGUCUGGCGCAACAAAAGACGGUGGAGAUCCUUUGCCGAUAUCUAAGCGAGUAAAAAUUGGGGUUGUUUUUAGAAAAUCGGAGAGUCGCACUCGCUGGACAUUGGACGGUGAAGAUCCUUCGUCAACAAAGAGCUAACCAGAGGAAAACGUGGCCACCAUUUAUCAUCACUGAUGCUGUGUUUGGGAUCGAGGCCGCCCAACUAUUUGCCUAAGGCCUAAGGGGCAUUCGAUCGAGAGAAUCCUUCCGAUGCCGGAGAACGUGAUGGAGACGAAAGCGAAGUAGGGAGUCAAUCAAAGGCCAGCAACGAUGGAUCGUCUUCUGAAA
Messenger RNA from Zingiber officinale, 1136 nucleotides. Its product is annotated as cytochrome P450 709B1-like. The annotation marks the transcript as partial. The transcript has a single exon. Gene Ontology annotation, molecular function: monooxygenase activity; iron ion binding; oxidoreductase activity, acting on paired donors, with incorporation or reduction of molecular oxygen. Lineage: Eukaryota; Viridiplantae; Streptophyta; Magnoliopsida; Zingiberales; Zingiberaceae. The record is from RefSeq and is a predicted model, not a curated record.